This is a messenger RNA of Oncorhynchus nerka (sockeye salmon), 3573 nucleotides long. Its product is annotated as junctophilin-2-like. Gene Ontology annotation, cellular component: plasma membrane; sarcoplasmic reticulum; junctional membrane complex. NCBI's taxonomy places the organism in Eukaryota, Metazoa, Chordata, Actinopteri, Salmoniformes, Salmonidae. The record is from RefSeq and is a predicted model, not a curated record.
UCCAAUAGCACCAACUGUUUGGUGAUAGCAGCGCCAGUGAGGGGAGGCAGGGACAGGGAAAGGGGCUUUUCUAUGGCCACCUUGGAAAGCCAUGCAAGAUCCCUGGCUCAACCAGAAAAAGAAGACAUCCAAAAACUGUUCAACUAAAUAAUCGCAUAUUAGUAGGGAAAACAACCGUAACAAAUCUUACUCAGUCAGCACAGAGCCUUUAUGAGGUUCAUGACUCUGAAAUCGAACAGCGAUCAAUAGAAGAAGAGUACUGAAAUAAUCCAAGGGAAUAAGAGAUAAUUAAGUAGACUAAAAUGCGCGUUUGAAACAAAUUGAUUUGAAGUGUCUAUAGAGUGCACCGCUACAUGAAAAAUACCCCAAAAAUAUUCAAGAACAAUACAAAGAACAUUCUAAGCACAGUGCCAAGGAUCUCUUCAAUCGUUUUUGAUGACAGGUGAAGGCGGAUCCAUUCUGACAGAAAAUAUUUGAUCUUUACCAAGAUUUUCAAAAAGUCAUUGAUUUGACUCCGCCUUUAAAACUACAUUUUUUUUGGUCUGCAGUCACAGAAGGGAAGGUAUGAGUGGAGGUCGUUUUGAAUUUGAUGAUGGUGGAGCUUAUUGUGGUGGUUGGGAAGGUGGCAAAGCCCAUGGGCAUGGGAUCUGCACCGGACCUAAAGGACAAGGCGAGUUCUCCGGCUCCUGGAAUUACGGGUUUGAGGUGGUUGGAGUCUACACCUGGCCAAGCGGAAACGCCUAUGAAGGUUUCUGGUCGCAAGGGAAGCGCCAUGGUCUUGGAGUUGAGAGUAAAGGACAUUGGGUUUACAAGGGAGAAUGGACUCAUGGCUUCAAGGGGAGAUAUGGCUUGAGGCUGAGUGUUGGUAGUGGGGCGAAGUAUGAAGGAACGUGGAAUAACGGAUUGCAAGAUGGAUAUGGCACAGAGACCUAUGCUGAUGGUGGCACAUUUCAGGGCCAAUUUACUGGCGGCAUGCGACACGGGUACGGAGUACGCCAGAGCGUGCCUUACGGCAUGGCGGCGGUGGUUCGCUCCCCUCUCCGCACUUCCCUCACAUCCCUCCGCAGUGAGCAAAGUAAUGGCACCCUGCUUCAGCAGGACGUCCCCGUCAUCAUCGCCACCAACGCCGCCGGCCAGGAGGCCCGAGUCACCACACCCACCCAGCUGGGACCCUCCCGGGGUGGCUUCGCCCUCACGCUCCAGGUGGACCCAGACGCCGUCAAGCCCAAGAAGAAGGGCCUGUUCCGAAGGGGGUCUCUCCUGGGGAAACUGAAGAAGUCUGACUCCCGUACUUCCUUAUCCAGCGUGAGGAGCAAGCUAAGCUUCCUGGGAGCGAGGAGCGAGUCAGCGUUGAGUUCAGCGGCCAGUGAUGUGGCCAGCGAUGCCAACUCUACCAUCAGUCUGGGAGAUGAGAGCCUAGCCGGGGCAGAGGAUUUCCCCCCUGUGGAGGCCGACAUCGAUGCCACCACCACAGAGGUUUACAUGGGGGAGUGGAAGAACGACAAGCGUUCAGGCUAUGGAAUAAGCGAACGUUCCAGUGGGCUAAAGUAUGAAGGCGAAUGGCUGGACAACCAGCGACACGGCUAUGGAUGCACUACCUUUGCGGAAGGAGGGAAGGAGGAAGGAAAGUAUAUGAACAACAUGCUGGUGAAGGCCAUGAAGAAGAGGGUUAUCCAACUGAAGGGCAGCAAGAUCAGGCAGAAAGUGGAGCGCAGUGUGGAGGGAGCUCAGCGGGCGGCAGCCAUCGCCAAACAGAAAGCAGAGAUUGCUGCCUCCAGGACGACCCAUGCUAAGGCCAAGUCAGAUGCUGCCGAUCAGGCUUCCCAGGCCUCCAACCAGGAGUCCAGCGUCGCCAGGGUGGUGGCCAGGGAACUGUCCCCUUCCUUCUAUCAGCCAGGCCCAGAGUACAUGAAAAAGAGAGCAUUACAGGAGAUCUCAGAGGCCAAUGAGCACACAGACCCUAUAAUGCAUGAGCAACUGUUAGCAGAGCAGCCACUGACACCUGCUGAAAGCCCAAUGCUGCACGACAGGCCUGGCUCCACUCCAGCCUGCACACUCCCCAGCCCGUCCAUCACCCCUCCAGCAUCCAGGCACUCCAAACAGGGCAGCAUCAGCAAAGAGGACUCCCAUCUACUCGGCCCUGCUGGCUGGAACGGGGACAAAGGUGGUGGAAGUCGGGGGAGCAGCCGUCCCAACAGCAGAACCAACAGCCGACCCACCACCCCCUCGUCCAAUGUGGCCACCACCACUGCUCCCCCUGAAGAGUGCCCCACUUCUGCCCCCAUCCUUAGCAGCCGGGGGAACUCCCGCGCCUCCAGCCGCCUGAGCAACAAGAUAGAGCAGGGCUCUGACCUGGAGAUCAAGCCCCUGGAGAAGACGGCCUCUGAGGCUAAAUUGUCCAACGCUACUCCCUUGGUAAGGACCAGUGUCACCUACUCAGAAGAAGAAGUCCCACCCCCUCAUCCCGCCUCCAAAGAGUCUUCCAAAGCUGCCGUCACCCCCGAGCUUAAUGAGGCAGAGCCCACACAAAGAACAGAGUCGGUCAAUGAACGACCAGUGUCCGCUGUAUCUGAGAGCAAAGCAGGGUCCAGCGCUCAGUCUGUUAAUAAAGUGUCACCCAAGCCAUCGCCGUCACCCAAGCCAUCGCCAAAACGAGAGGCCAGUCCGACUUCAAAACCUGUCACACCUGCACCCAAACAAGCACCUAAGGUUGAACCCAAAGCGGAGGCCAGGCUGAUGAAGAACAUGGUAAAGAGCCCAGGUACAAGUGAAGUUACAGAGCUAGACGAAUUUGAGCAGGGUCCGAACACCAUCGUGAUAACCAUGGUGAUUCUGCUCAACAUUGGCCUGGCCAUUCUCUUCGUACACAUCCUGUCAUGAAACUCUGUCGACCCAGGUCACCAGCUUGCAUUGGUGUUGAGGUAAGAUUGCCCACAUUUUUAAGCAAGGAUCAUCCAGAACAAAGAGACUACCAAGAAAUUCAACCCUUAUAUGGAAGGAAACUGACAACAGCUUCUCCACACACAGCCUCUUGUGACUGUGUUGAGGCUCUUGGAAUAUCUGGAGCCGAAUUGAAGGACUUAUGAAUCCUUAUGAAUCAAGACUGAAGGACAUCAAUGAAUCUGAAUGUCAGGAAGAGGGUCUGAAUGGACACUGUGCUUGUAAAGGGGGGAUCCACUGGUGAGUUUCAGUAUCUACACUGGAGAUGUUGUUGCAUGUUAUACACAAGUUAAGUCUACGCUCAAUGGCUUAACACUGACAGAUUAGAGUGGUUGGUGACUGGACAGGUGAGGUUGUGUUCACACAGUUAGCCCAAUUCUGAUAUUUUUUCCUCUAACUGGUCUUUUGACCAAUUAAAUCAGAUCUUUUCACAUCAGAUUUUUUUUUCUUCGAGAUGAUCUGAUUGGUCAAAAGACCAAUUAGUGAAAAAAAUAUCAGAUUUGGGCUGUCUGUCUAAACGUAGCCUAAGUGUCAUUAAAUAAUUAGUUAUGUAAUUAGAUAUUAAUUUAACUGAUAGCUUGCCUAUAGAAAUGUAGUCUCUUGGAAAAUCUCAAAUAAACUGAAUAUCCAUCA